AUGGUGGCCAACCCCUCGCUUUGCUGGUCCACAGCCACCGUCACGGACUGCAGCAACACUAUAAUCGCUGAGGUCUGCAAGGAGGAUGACGUUGAGGAUGGAGCGCUCUUGGAAGUGAUGGUGGCCGGUUACCCGGUGUUACUGGUAAGGAACAAGAAUGAGUUCCGCGCCCUGGGCAGCAAGUGCCCCCACUAUGGUGCUCCGCUCAGCAAAGGAGUCUUGAAAGGGGAGAGGCUGCGCUGCCCGUGGCACGGCGCCUGCUUUAACAUCAAAACCGGAGACAUCGAGGAGUACCCUUCUCUGGACUGCCUGCCCUCCUUUCAGGUAACCGUGAAAGAUGGAAAGGUGUUUGUAACAGCAAAAAAGAAGGAUCUUGAAAGCAGCCUGAGGGUGAAGGACACAAGCAAGCAAUGCCUUCUCAACCGAGACACGAAGCUGCUUUUGGGGGGAGGUGUGGCUGCCCUGGUGUGUGCAGAGACACUUCGCCAAGAGGGCUUUACUGGCAGGAUCAUCAUGGUCACCAGAGAGAAGCAUGUUCCAUAUGACAAGUCCAAACUGAGCAAGGCAAUGAACUUGAAAGCCGAGGACAUCUACCUGAGGAAACCUGAAUUCCUUGCUGCUCGUGGCAUAGAGAUCUGGACAGAGAAAGAGGCAGUGUCGGUGGAUUUCCAGAAGCAGAAGGUCAGCUUCAUGGAUGGGUCUUCACAGAAGUACAACCAGCUGCUCAUAGCGACAGGCAGCCACUCCAGCUUCCCUGAAAUCCCAGGUGCAGACCUGCAGAACGUGUGCAUCCUCCAAACCCCAGAAGACUCUAACAAGAUCUUAGAGCUGGCAACUGGGAAGAACCUGGUGGUCAUAGGAGCUUCAUUCAUAGGCAUGGAGAUCGCCGCCUUCCUCUCAGACAAGGCUGGUGCCAUCUCAGUGGUGGAAAAAAGAGAGUUCCCUUUCCAGAACGCGCUGGGUCCGCAGGUUGGAGGAGUUGCCAUGAAGAUGCUGCAAAAUAAAGGAGUGAAGUUUUACAUGAAAACAGAACUCUGUGAGCUGAAAGGAAAGGAUGGAAAGGUCACAGAGGCUGUUCUCACCAGUGGGGAGAAACUCCCUGCAGAUGUGGUAGUGGCAGGAGUAGGAGUGAUCCCCAACUCAGCGUUUCUGAAGGGCACGGCCAUCACCAGAGAUGACAGCGGUGCCAUCCUGGUGGAUCUGCACAUGCAAACCAACAUCCCAAAUGUCUUCGCUGCGGGGGACGUGGUCUCCUUUCCUGUAGCGCUGCUCAACGGGGACCGGUCCAGCAUCCAUCACCAACAGGUGGCUGAGGCUCAUGGUCACAUUGCUGCCUUAAACAUGCUGAAGAAAGAGAAGAAGUUGCACACUGUUCCCUUCUUCUGGACCACGAUGCUUGGGAAAAGCAUCCGUUACGCAGGCUGUGGAAAGGGCUACACAGACACCAUUGUGAAGGGCAACCUGGAGCAACAGAAAUUCCUGAUUUUUUAUAUCAGGGACGGCUUCGUGACUGCAGCUGCCAGUCUGAACUGCGACCCCAUGGUGUCUCUGAUCGCAGAAGUUUUAUACUCGGGGAGACAAAUCUCCAAAGAAGAAGCAGAGGCCUGCGAUGCCUGCAAUGUACCCUCGCUGGCAAAAACCUAA
This is a messenger RNA of Mesitornis unicolor (brown roatelo), 1644 nucleotides long. Its product is annotated as apoptosis-inducing factor 3-like. The coding region runs from base 1 to 1644 and encodes 547 amino acids. Gene Ontology annotation, molecular function: oxidoreductase activity, acting on NAD(P)H; 2 iron, 2 sulfur cluster binding; flavin adenine dinucleotide binding. Gene Ontology annotation, cellular component: cytoplasm. The transcript has 18 exons. Lineage: Eukaryota; Metazoa; Chordata; Aves; Mesitornithiformes; Mesitornithidae. The record is from RefSeq and is a predicted model, not a curated record.